AUGCAAUUGAAAAAUCCAAGUGGUAAAAAAGAGCCAAUCUAUUUAAAAGUAUUGGCAUGGUAUGAAAGAACUCGUAAUUGGACAAAUAAUACCGAUGAAGACAAUAGUUAUAUCAUCUGGUCUAACAGUGACAACACAAAAGUACCUACUGAUUAUCCACAACUUCGAGAACAACAUUUGCGAAUUCUUGUCAUUGAAGCACCUCCAUUCGUUAUAGUACACAAUUCUUCGGCUCACCACCCAGUCUCAGAGAGUGCCAAAAAUUUUGAACGAAUCAGAUAUCGUUUUGAUCCUCUGACAACUAAAGAUCCAGAAGUUCUUAUUUACGGAUUUGUUGCUGAUUUCAUUCGUGAACUUGAAGCACAUAUGCAUUUUACUUACACAAUUAAUGUAGCUGAUCCAUCAACGCCUUAUCAUUCUCUUGUGGCAUUAUUAGCAGAAGAUAAUCGCCAAUAUGAUAUUAUUUUAUCAAAUAUUGCAGCCACUUCAGAUCGUAUGCUUAAGGUUGAUUUUUCAACACCCUUUCGUGAAGAUACAUUUCGAAUCAUUACUCGACUAAAGCCAUAUUCUUCAUCGUUGAGUCUUUUCUCAUGUUUUAACCCAUUUACUUGGGAUGUAUGGGCAGCAAUAUUUGCAGUUAUGAUUUAUUCAAACAUUUUCUUUUUCUUCGCACCUUUUGAUCGAACAAGUGCACUUUGGAGUGUUGCGUAUUUACCUAAUACAUCUAGAGAAGCUAAAGGUGCUGGCACAAUGGCGAAUGAUGAAAUAGAUCAAAUUUUGAAUGAAACUAAAGAACGUACAAACGUUUAUGAUGAACAAAUGUCUACGUUGCUUAAAGAAACAAUACGUGACAGUGUCACCAUUUUCAAUGCGAAAGAUAUGGUUCCCUUUCGAAAUCAUGGUUUAGUUAUUGUUAUUGAUGGUGCACAACAUGCAAUGAGUUCAUUUGCUGGUAAUGGAGCACAUAUGGCUAUUAUGAAUGGUUAUCAACUUGCUCAUCAACGGGUUCUUGCCGAAGAUUUAAAUUCAGCAAUUAAAUUUUAUAAUGAUUUAAGUAUUCCAAGAUCACCAGCAACCAUUAAUAUGAGUCAUCGAAGUAUUACUAUUGGACAUUUACAAGAAAUUUAG
Messenger RNA from Rotaria sp. Silwood2, 1128 nucleotides. Lineage: Eukaryota; Metazoa; Rotifera; Eurotatoria; Philodinida; Philodinidae. The record is from the annotation of a GenBank genome assembly.